This is a messenger RNA of Trachemys scripta elegans, 3635 nucleotides long. RefSeq names its product tachykinin receptor 2 (gene TACR2). Gene Ontology annotation, cellular component: plasma membrane; sperm midpiece. The record is from RefSeq and is a predicted model, not a curated record. Gene Ontology annotation, biological process: G protein-coupled receptor signaling pathway; positive regulation of flagellated sperm motility. NCBI's taxonomy places the organism in Eukaryota, Metazoa, Chordata, Testudines, Emydidae. The transcript is spliced from 6 exons. Gene Ontology annotation, molecular function: substance K receptor activity.
AUGAGCACAGCUUCCUUUUUAAACUUUAACAAUAUUUCGCUGGCUGACUCUCCUGAGGAUGAUGGCAAUUGGACUGCAACGUUUACCCAGCCUGGCUGGCAAAUAGCCCUUUGGGCUAUCACUUAUUCUUUCGUAGUUACUGCAUAAAUUAUUGGCAAUGUGAUUGUCAGCUGGAUUAUUGUAGCACACAAAAGAAUGAGGACUGUUACCAAUUAUUUUAUUGUUAAUUUGGCUCUUUCUGAUCUACUUAUAGCUGCUUUCAAUACACUUUUCAAUUUUAUUUAUGCCAGCCACAACGUCUGGUAUUUUGGCAAGGAAUUCUGCAGGUUUCAGAACUUUUUUCCUAUAACUGCAAUGUUUGUGAGUAUUUAUUCUAUGACUGCGAUUGCUGCUGACAGGUACAUGGCUAUAAUUUAUCCCUUUAAGCCCAAACUUUCUGCUGUGAGCACCAAAGUAAUGAAAGGAAUAAUAUGGUUGGUGGCUUUUGGACUUGCCUUCCCACAGUGCUUUUAUGCUGAGAUCAUGAUUGAUAAUGGAAUGACUAAAUGUAUUGUUGCCUGGCCAGAUGAUGUUGGAUGGAAGCAUCAGCUCACGUAUCAAAUCAUAGUGAUUGCCUUGAUUUACCUGCUGCCUUUAAUAGUGAUGUUUGUCGCAUAUAGCAUUAUAGGAAUUACUCUUUGGAGUAGUACAGUCCCCGGAGACCACACUAAUAGGAUCUAUUAUCACUCGCUUCAGUCGCUUGGUGUGUUUGUGAGAACCAUAGUCAUUGUUGUGAUAACUUUUGCUGUCUGUUGGUUACCUUAUCACCUCUACUUCAUCCUGGGGAGCUUCAGGGAAGACAUCUAUCAGCAAAAGUAUAUUCAGCAAGUAUAUCUUGCAGUCUUUCUGCUUGCUAUGAGUUCUACGAUGUACAAUCCAGUUAUUUACUGCUACCUUAACCAAAGGUUUCGUUCUGGCUUCAGAUUAGCUUUCCAAGGGUGCCCAUGUAUAAAAGCAACAGAGGGAGACAAACAAACUUAUUUACCCAUCAACUUCACAGCUGAUCUGCAACCAGCCAGCCAAACAAAGCUAAUUGAAAAACAGACUCACUGAAAUGAGAAACAGAAGACAUCAUUAACCUGCAUGCAUUUAACACUUGGAUUUUUAUUUUGAUGCUCUGGAAUAUUGUUCAAAAUAUAGUCUCUAAAAGAUAGUGUCGGUGAUUUUUGAAGCCUGGGAUCGAUUCUUAAUUGAUUAUUUUGUACCAUGCUGUGCCAGAUGCCAUCAACAUUGAAAAUAGGAUAAGAGUAGUUGGUAUUUAUCGGUUUCAGAGGUGGACUUUUUCAGCCAACACUUUCCUCCUCCUCCGCACCAAAAAAUGCAGGUUUGAGUCAAUCAAAACAUAUCAGAAAUGUAUGUGGCUUUUGUCAAAUUGUUUGAGCUGAAACAAACAAAAAAAUAUGUUGGAAAUGUCUAAAUAGGUUGUUUCCGCAAUAGUGAAACAGAGGGGAUUUAGGCAUCAUUCACAAAAUGGAGAUGAUGGCAGGGGCAAUGGUACCCUUAUACUCACUAGUUAGGGCACUCAUCUGGGAUGUGGGAGAUCCCACGUUUGAAUCCCAGCUCUAGAGAAAGGAUUUCAACCCAGGUCUCUCCCACCAACAUGUGAGUAGCUACCAGGCUAUACAAUCAUUCUCUUGUGUUCUCUCACUCUCUCCCUCUGGCUAGUCAAGUAUUUCAUACAAAGUGGGCAACCAAUUGCCUGGUGUUCAGCUGGGAGAAAGCAAACUUGGGUUCAAGUCCCUGUUCCAGAGUAGGGAUUCAAACCUGGUUCCCUAGGUAAGUGCCCUAGCCACCUCCUCCUCUCUUUUGUGAAUCUAGCCCCUUGCUUUCUUUGCCUUUAUCCAAAUAAAAUAAAUAAAUGGUUAAAAUGUCUGAAAUCAAAACGAAAAUUUCAUUUUGUAUCAAACCAAACAUCUCCUUUGCCCCAAAACAAUUUUUCUGACUUUUUCCAUUCACCAACAUUCUAAAAAAAAUCAGUCUUGGUUUGACCCAAACUGAAUUUGUUUUUUAUAUUUUUAAACUCCCAGUGUUACUGAAAAAUCCAUUAUUCACACAACUCUACUUGCACCAUGAUACAGUGUCUGUAAGCUGUACAGACACGUAUUUUCCAAAUACCAUCAUCAACUUAAGAAUUUAUAUCAGCCCAUCCCAGGAUUGAAAAUCAUAAUAGGAAGAAUUUAAUUAAAAAAAAAUGAAAAAAAUAAAUUGGGUUAACAAAAGGGUUAAAUAAAAAAAUCCUGAUGGAAAUGUCCUUCCUUCUUCUGUUCUUUAAGAAACUUUUCUAUGGAAAAGAACCAACCUACAGCUAUCGGUCCCAGUUCCACAAUCAGAUCCAUUCAGCGGGACCCUCACUCCCACAGAUCAGGAGUACACCCACACAGAUGAGAUUGCAGGAUUGGGCCAUAGGAGAUAUUUAUAACUAAAACAAAUUAUAAACCAUAAAUUAGAGCUUGACCCAAGCUGCAAAGUUUGGCUUUGAACUUUUCCAGAGAUCUGGGGUGUUUGGGCUUUUGUUCUGAUAUAGCCUUCUAGUUUAUCAAUAAAAAUUGGGAAGCCAUUCCUUAAAGAAUCUUUAUUGGUGGAAUUCUUAUUUAUAAGAAGUAGGACCAAAAUCUCAGCAUCAUUUCUUUAUAAACUUAUCUCAGAAAUUAAACCUUUAAUAGACAUUAUUACACAAGCAAAACAUAAGUUACCAACAUGGACAUUAACACCCAUGUUAACAGAAUAAAAUACUUGAGCCUCUGAGAUCCUCUAUAGAUCUAAACGCAUUUUGCAAAUGAAAAUAUAAUUAUCCCCAAUUUACAGGUGAAGACAUGGUGGCACAAGAAGGUUUUACCCACGGGCACACAGCAGGUUCAGUGGCAAUGCUGGAUACAGAUCAGAGAUCUCCUAACCCCCUGUCCAGUGCCCUGUGUAUUGGCCAUGCUGUCUCCCAUGCAAAUGUCAUAUGGGCUUGUGCAGUACUUGUGCACUGAAGGAAGCAGAUGAAGCUUGAGUGACAUUGGCAGUUAUCUUUCAGUUUAAUACUUCUCAGGAGCACAAUAGUUCUGUCUGAGGCCUUCACAACUAGAGGAAGAAACCUCUCUAAGUAGAAUCUGUACAGUUAGAUCAUCUCCCUCCUUACUAGCAGUUAUUUCAAAUGUAUUUCAUCUGAUUCAUUGGCUGAUAAUUGCUUGUUAGUCUGAUUAACAACAUUUAGUAGGGAUGGUAUGUUCCCAGCCAAUGCCUCAAGCUAAGACAUACAUGGAAAUGCAACCACUGCUAGAAGCUAGGUUUAAUAUAAAAUGAAUAGACCAUGCAGAGAACUGUUUUAAUCCUUUGAACCCAGCAUGGCACUGUGACAGACUGACAGUUUUCUACAGUAUCCUGAAUGAACUUUAUUAGGUUAAACCUUAUUGAAUUAGGGUUCAUACCUUGGGAGUCCAUUGAAUUAAAAAUACAAUUGUGUAUGUACUAUUGUGGCAUUGUAUGUACAUGCUCUAGUAGGAGGGGGAAACUAACCAGAGAAAUUACAUUUUGGCCCUUUAAAGCCAGCCCCCUGGAGAGAUUUGCACAUACACCUCUACCCCGAUAUAACGCGACCCAAUAUAACACAA